Molecule: messenger RNA, 1568 nt
Organism: Drosophila montana
Lineage: Eukaryota; Metazoa; Arthropoda; Insecta; Diptera; Drosophilidae
Product: leucine carboxyl methyltransferase 1
Exons: 4
Coding region: 185-1207 (340 amino acids)
Biological process (GO): C-terminal protein methylation
Cellular component (GO): cytosol
Molecular function (GO): protein C-terminal leucine carboxyl O-methyltransferase activity
Source: RefSeq, a predicted model, not a curated record
GUAUUCACACUACUUGCUUGGAAAAAUCAGUUGCAAAAAGAAAAACAACCAAAAAAAGAAUAACAAUUCAGUAGUGCUAUAAAGUUGUCGAACCAGAGCGAUCCAAAGUGAGCGAUUGUUUGUUUUUCUCAUAGAAAGCGUGCAACAAGAGAUUGCAGGACAAGAGCAGCCAAUCAGCCUCGCCAUGGAGCCUCCGUCAACGGGCGGAGGAGUUGCACAUAAUAAUAGCACACACAAGUUUCAUCCCUGCGACGAAGCGGUCAUAGCCACCAAUGACGAUGCCAGUGACUGCAAGCGGGGUGCUGUGCGCCUUGGCUACUGGAAGGACGAUUAUAUUGGGUUCUUUGUGCGCAAUCAGGAGAGAAAAGCCCCUGAGAUAAAUCGUGGCUACUUUGCACGCGUCAAGGGCGUUGAGAUGUGUGUGGAGAAGUUUCUGAAGAAAACCUCUGGAAACUGCCAAAUCAUAAACCUUGGCUGCGGCUUUGAUACGCUCUACUUUCGGUUGCGGGACAGCGUACACAAGGUGAAGAACUUCAUUGAGCUAGAUUUCCCCACAGUGACGGCACGCAAAUGCUAUACAAUCAAACGCAACAAGGCGCUCCUGGGCAAAAUAAACGACGAAGAUGGAGAGGUGCGGCUCAGUCCGACGGACCUGCAUGGGCCCAACUAUCAUCUGAUGGGCGUUGACCUACGAAAUCUGGAUGAGGUGGACAAUAAGUUGCAGCAAGCCGAAGUAGACUUCACUCUGCCCACCAUAUUUUUAGCGGAAUGCGUUCUCGUUUAUAUCGAGGCCCAGAACUGCCGAAACUUGCUCAAAUGGAUAGCACAGAAGUUUCAAGCCGCCGUCUUUGUCAACUAUGAACAGGUCAACAUGAACGAUCGCUUUGGCGAUGUUAUGCUUAAUAAUCUACGAAGCCGGGGCUGCAGUUUAGCCGGCGUGGAAUCUUGUCUGUCGCUUGAGACUCAAACCAAUCGCUUUAAGGACUGCGGCUGGAGCGGGGCACGUGCCUGGGACAUGGUGCAGGUGUACGACAGCAUUUCCUCAUCGGAGCGCCAACGUAUCGAGCGUCUUGAGAUGUUGGACGAGGGCGAAUUACUGCUGCAACUUUUCCAGCACUAUUGCCUAGUUGUUGCUUGGUUGGGGGUUGCCUUUCAGGACCUAGAUAUAACUGUGGAGGAACUUAUGUCAUCACUGAACAUUGACUAAUGGAUGUCUCGUUGAAAGAUUUCUUGGCUGCACUGCAAAACAACUUAAACAUUUAUUUUUUGUAUGCACUUGCCGCUUGCAAUCGUUACGCAGAUUGUGUUAAAAAAUUAUAAUGUAUUUAAUGUUAGUAAUUCACAGAGAAACACCUACAGGCAAUGUAGAUAAUUGGCAUUGCUUAUGCCCCAUUUGUAAAUUCUUAAGUGUACUUUAAUUAAGAUUGGCAAACAUUUAAAAUUGUUCGUUCCUUAAAGCUUUUCAUUGCUAAGCUUAGUUUUCCUCUCUUUUUUGGCUACAUAAUUUAUAUUUGCAAUUAAUAUGUAAUGCACCAGCGAAAACUACUUAAUCAAAUGAAAUGAUUCAA